This is a messenger RNA of Miscanthus lutarioriparius, 1044 nucleotides long. The record is from the annotation of a GenBank genome assembly. Lineage: Eukaryota; Viridiplantae; Streptophyta; Magnoliopsida; Poales; Poaceae.
AUGUACGCCUCGCUUGGGCUCACGGACGACGCCCGCCGGGCGUUCGAUGAGAUGCCUGUCAAGGACGCGGUCGUGUGGGCCACGGUGAUCGGCGGGCUGGUCAGGUGGGGGCUGCUCGAUGAAGCGCGGAGGCUCCUCAUGCAGGCACCGGAGAGGAACGUGGUCUCAUGGACUAGUUUGAUUGCUGGUCGCGGUGAUUGGCGCUCUCUCGGCAUGUUCGAAGCUCAAAAUUUGGAGCUUGGGCGCUUGCUGCACUUGCUGGUUGGGAAGAAGAGGAUCCGGAUGACUGACAAUCUUGUUGUUGCACUCAUUGACAUGUCUCUGUUUGAUCAAAUGGGCGCCCGUGAUGUCAUCACAUUCAACUCUAUGAUCACUGGAUACAUCCACAGUGGCCGGCUUAGAGACGCAUUACAGUUGUUCAUGCAGAUGAGGAGACACGGCAUGCGUGCUGAUAAUUUUACCGUGGUGACCCUUCUCACUGCUUGUGCGAGCUUAGGUGCACUGCCACUGGGCAGGGCUUUGCAUGCUUCCAUCGAACAGAGGAUAGUAGAGGAAGAUGUCUACCUUGGAACUGCACUUGUGGACAUGUACAUGAAAUGUGGGAGGGUGGAUGAGGCAACCGCUGUGUUCCAUCGCAUGGGUGAAAGAGACAUUCACACUUGGAGUGCCAUGAUCGCAGGUCUUGCAUUCAAUGGGAUGGGUAAGGAUGCUCUGGAGUCUUUCUGCCAGAUGAAGCGUGAUGGUUUUCUGCCCACCUCAGUUACCUACAUUGCUGUUCUGACUGCAUGCAGCCACUCGAGUCUGCUUAAUGAAGGUCGUCUGCACUUCAACGAGAUGAGAUCGUUGCACAAAUUACACCCUCAAGUUGAGCAUUAUGGCUGCAUGAUAGAUUUGCUUGCUCGCAGUGGGCUCUUGGAUGAAGCUAUGCAUCUUGUUCAGACCAUGCCAAUGCAACCAAAUGCCGUCAUAUGGGGCUCCAUCUUGAGUGCUUGCAGAGUCCACAAAAACAUUGACCUAGCCGACAUGCUGCGGAGUAUCUUCUGA